GUUUCAGAUUGAUUGGAGUCAUAAACAAAAAGACAACAAAAACAGAAAGAAAGGGAGAAGAAUUAGAUAAAUGUCUGUUUAUUAUGCCUCUUUUGGUUUCCUCUUCCUUAUAGCCUUCCUCGCAAGCUUGCCUUCUUCUACUCAGCUACAAGAACCAACUUACAUCUACCAUGUUUGUCCUAACACGACAACUUACCUUGAAAAUAGCACAUACUCUUCCCAUCUUAAAACCCUUUUGUCCUCUCUUUCUUCCAACAAUCCCUCUUUCUCCAGCGGAUUCUAUAGCACCGCUGCAGGUCGGAGUCCUGAUGUGGUAUUCGGGCUUUUCCUAUGCAGGGGAGAUGUCUUGCCGGAAAUCUGUCGUGACUGCAUCGUCUUCGCUGUCAAUGACACUCUGUCUCGAUGUCCAGAGGAGAAAAAGAGCUUGAUAUGGUAUGACGAGUGCAUGCUUCGAUACUCUGACGAGAAUUUUUUCUUGGAAUCUUCACUUCAGAAUGGAACAAAUGGAAUUAUCUUGAUUAACACUCAGAAUUGCAUUCCUGACCUGACGAGAGAAGACUGCUUAAGUUGUCUGCAACGAACCAUCAAUAGCUUACCCACUGAUAAAGUUGGGGGAAGACUUGUUGUGCCGAGCUGUAGUUCAAAAUACGAGGUUUACCCGUUUUACAACGAAUCCGCCGUUGGAACACAUCUACCUCAGCUGGAUCCAGCUUCUCCACCACCACCUGGAGAAGGCGGAAACUCCUCUGUCAUAGUUAUCGCUGUUGUUGUUCCAAUGACGAUCAUUUUUCUUCUUUUAGUAGCUGUUUUUAGUUUCCGAGCUAAGAGAAAGAGGUUGGUUCAUGAGACAGAACCACUAGCUGGAGAAGAUGCUGAAGAUCGUCCAACCAUGUCAGCGAUCGUUCAAAUGCUCACUACUAGCUCCAUCGCUCUCGCCGUGCCAAGACCACCUGGAUUUUUCUUCCGAAGCAAGCAUGAACAAGCAGAAAGAGCAGCUACAAGAGUCACUGGACGACGAUAUGGAAUCUUGACGGUCGUUGUCAAGCGACUCAUCCAAGACACGAAAAGCUGUUCGACUCCCGCGUUCUCCUCACGCGCGACGUUUCAAUUUCCGUUUGACCGAGCUUCUGCUCAAAAUCCAUUUUACCUAUAUCAUAAUUGUUCAAUCACGACAACUUACUCAAGUAACAGCACUUACUUCACCAAUCUCAAAACCCUUUUGUCCUCUCUCUCUUCCCGUAACGCCUCUUACUCCACCGGUUUCCAAAACGCCACGGCGGGACAAGCCCCCGACAGGGUCACGGGACUUUUCCUCUGCCGCGGAAACGUCUCGCCGGAAGUUUGCCGUAACUGCGUAGCCUUUGCCGUAAACGAAGCGUUAACUCGGUGUCCAAAAGAUAAAGAAGCCUUGUUAUAUUACGAGCAGUGUCUGAUCAGAUACUCUAACCGGAAUAUACUAUCCACUCUAAACAUCGAUGGAGGAAUGUACAUGCAGAACGCAAGAGAUUUUACGUCUGUCAAAAAAGAUCGGUUCAGAGAUUUGGUCUUGACCCCUAUGAACUUAGUCGCCAUUGAAGCCGCGAGGAGUUUCAAAAAAUUCGCUGUGAGAAAAAUUGAUUUAACUGCAUCCCAGAGUUUGUACGGAAUGGUACAGUGCACUCCUGACCUGACGGAACAAGACUGCUUAAACUGUCUGCAACAAAGCAUCAAUCGAGUAACCAAUGACAAAAUUGGGGGAAGAAUGCUUCUGCCGAGCUGUAGUUCAAGAUACGAUAAUUACCCGUUUUACAACGAAUCCAUAGUUGGAACACCACGACCUGGAAAAGGCGGAAACUCCUCUGUCAUAAUUAUUGCUGUUGUUGUUCCAAUCACUGUCCUUUUUCUUCUGUUGGUAGCUAUUUUUAGUGUCCGGGCUAAAAAUAAGAGGAAGCUUUGUUAUGAGAUGGAACCACCAGCUGGAGGCUCACUUCAGUUUGAUUUUAAGGCAAUCGAGGCAGCCACGGAUAGCUUUUUGGAGAUUAACAAGCUAGGUCAAGGUGGGUUCGGCGAAGUUUACAAGGCUUGGAGACUAUGGAGCAGUGGGUCGCCAUUAGAGCUUGUGGGUCCGUCAUUUGGAGAUAAUUAUCAAACAAGCGAAAUUACCAGGUGCAUCCAUAUCGCUUUACUAUGUGUUCAAGAAGAUGCUCAUGACCGUCCAAACAUGUCAGCGAUCGUCCAAAUGCUCACUACUAGCUCGAUAGCGCUCGCGGUGCCUAGACCACCUGGAUUUUGCUUUUGGAGUAGGCAUGAACAAGUAGGUGAAGUUGGUCCAUCAAUGGAUACAUCUGCGCUCUGUUCAGUCGACGAAGCUUCCAUUACUAGUGUAGCUCCUCGUUGAAGACAAAAGUAUUUAUAAAUCUCAACUUUUGUAAUAUAGGAUUCUAGACUAU
Molecule: messenger RNA, 2429 nt
Organism: Arabidopsis arenosa
Lineage: Eukaryota; Viridiplantae; Streptophyta; Magnoliopsida; Brassicales; Brassicaceae
Source: the annotation of a GenBank genome assembly